GCGGAGUUCACCUAAAGGUACAGGAACUGACAGGCGGAUGCUAAGUAAGUGGCUUAAUUCAGAGAAGCCGCUACGGGUUUCCCCUCUCGUUCUCGCGUAACUUAAGACUGUGAAUGCCGACUUAGUGGCGCGGUUAGCGUUUAUAUAGCUGGUAUAUGUCAGCUAAACCGAAAGUCCUCCUUGAAUGAUUUGAGACUUGCACAGCGCGAGCGCUGACUAGCUAGCUAAGAAAAGGGUGGGGACACAAACUUCCAACUAGACCUCGCCCACAGUCGUUGCUCCAUUUUGGCAGGCAGCUAGUGUCUUUGCGGCGUGAGAAGUCCGCACCACUUUAUUAGGUAAUUACUAGACUGGCACACGUGUGUCAAUUACGUCGUAGAAAUCGAUCACCAUGUUUAGAAAAACCCUAAAAAAGGACCCCGAGCUGUUUCAAAACGUCUCCGAAGGGCUGCGGCGGCUGUACCGGACCAAACUGUUCCCGCUGGAGGACACGUAUCGAUUCCACGACUUCCACUCUCCCGCACUGGAAGAUGCCGACUUUGAUAACAAACCCAUGGUACUUCUGGUGGGUCAGUACUCCACGGGAAAAACCACUUUUAUCCGACACCUUAUGGAGCAGGACUUCCCAGGUAUGCGGAUUGGCCCGGAGCCGACCACAGACUCUUUCAUCGCGGUGAUGCACGGUGACCAGGAGGGGGUUAUCCCAGGUAACGCCCUGGUGGUCGACCCCAAGAAGCCCUUUCGCAAACUCAACGCUUUUGGCAACGCCUUCCUCAACAGGUUCAUGUGUGCUCAGAUGCCUAACGCUGUCCUGGAAAGCAUCAGUAUCAUUGAUACUCCUGGAAUCCUGUCCGGGGAAAAGCAGAGGAUAAGUAGAGGUUAUGACUUUGCUGCUGUGCUGGAGUGGUUUGCCGAGCGUGUGGACCGCAUCAUCCUCCUCUUUGAUGCCCACAAGCUGGACAUCUCAGAUGAGUUCUCAGAGGUGAUCCGAGCCCUGAAGAAUCACGAGGAUAAGAUGAGAGUGGUGCUGAACAAGGCUGAUCAGAUCAGCACUCAGCAGCUGAUGAGGGUCUACGGAGCGCUCAUGUGGUCUUUGGGGAAAAUCAUCAACACACCUGAGGUUGUGCGAGUUUACAUCGGGUCAUUCUGGGCCCAGCCCCUUUUGGUCCCUGAUAACAGGAAGUUGUUCGAGGCCGAAGAGCAGGAUCUCUUUGUGGACAUUCAGUCUUUGCCACGAAAUGCAGCUCUGCGCAAACUCAAUGACCUCAUCAAACGAGCACGCCUUGCCAAGGUGCAUGCGUACAUCAUCACCGCUCUGAAGAAGGAGAUGCCCGCUGUGUUCGGGAAAGAAUCCAAGAAGAAAGAGCUUAUAACCAACCUCGGGGAGAUCUACCACAGGGUUGAAAAAGAGCAUAACAUCUCCCCAGGAGACUUUCCUAAACUUGAAAAAAUGCAGGAGCUGCUGAACGGUCAUGACUUCACCAAGUUUGCAAACCUGAAGCCUAAGCUGCUGGAGGCGGUGGAAGACAUGCUCGCCAACGACAUUGCCCGGCUCAUGGCAUUGGUACGCCAGGAGGAGGCCAACAUGCCCAGCCAGUCGGUCAAAGGCGGAGCCUUCGAGGGGACCAUGAGCGGACCGUUUGGCCACGGCUACGGUGAAGGUGCCAGCGAAGGCAUCGACGAGCUGGAGUGGGUGGUGGGCCGCGACAAGCCGACAUACGACGAGAUCUUCUACACCCUGUCUCCCAUCAACGGGAAAGUGACCGGCGCUGCAGCCAAGAAGGAAAUGGUGAAGUCUAAGCUGCCCAACUCAGUCCUGGGAAAGAUCUGGAAGCUGGCAGACGUGGAUAAAGACGGUCUGCUCGACGACGAGGAGUUUGCCCUGGCCAACCACCUGAUCAAAGUGAAGCUGGAGGGCCACGAGCUGCCGGCCUCCCUGCCUGAUCACCUGGUGCCCCCAUCCAAACGUGGGACAGUUCAGCAGGAUUGAAGGUCCAGAAAGGAGGAGGAGGAGCAGUAGCCUAGAGGGAUGUCAGCGCUAGUGUUCAGGACUCAAAAACAAGUCCAAACACAAACGGCUUUGUGCUCCAAUCAAGCCGAGUCCCCAGACCUCCUCACACACCAGGAGGAGGCGGUGACUGGGAUGUUUUUCACCAGACAGAGACUGGAGGGAGAGCGGUGCUGUGCUUAUGCAUAUAGUAUACAAUUUCAGGUAUCUAUGUGAGCUAAAAGGGGAGGAAGUCUUUGUUCUGCAGAAAGGACAGUUAAAUAAAGAAGGCACGAUGAGGUGGCUUUAUGCAUUAAACAUGUCUUACAAGGAUGCAGUUUAUAUUCUAAAAUGUUGAUCCAAAGAAUUAUAUAUGCAUUUGGGAGAGAGAGAGGAAAUGUAAAAAAAUAAUUUUCUUUAUUUUUUUUAUAUUUCCUUACUCUUUCCAAAUGCCUCCAUGUUGUUAUUUUUCCAGAUUAUAAAAGGAAUACUGUACUGUUUUACCUGUGGUUUGUGGAUUUGUAAUAAAUGUUUUGGGGGGACAUAACUGUGAUUUGAGUGAAAGAAUGCCUUCCUGUUUGGUGAAAACCAGCAAAGAAAUUGUUGAAUAAAUCUGAACUGAUGCAUCA
Messenger RNA from Oryzias latipes (Japanese medaka), 2616 nucleotides. RefSeq names its product EH-domain containing 1a (gene ehd1a). Gene Ontology annotation, biological process: endosomal transport; endocytosis. Gene Ontology annotation, cellular component: cytoplasm; plasma membrane. Gene Ontology annotation, molecular function: protein binding; GTP binding; calcium ion binding. The record is from RefSeq and is a predicted model, not a curated record. NCBI's taxonomy places the organism in Eukaryota, Metazoa, Chordata, Actinopteri, Beloniformes, Adrianichthyidae.